This is a messenger RNA of Penicillium crustosum, 477 nucleotides long. Its product is annotated as 60S ribosomal protein eL24. The record is from RefSeq and is a predicted model, not a curated record. Gene Ontology annotation, molecular function: mRNA binding; structural constituent of ribosome. Gene Ontology annotation, biological process: cytoplasmic translation. NCBI's taxonomy places the organism in Eukaryota, Fungi, Ascomycota, Eurotiomycetes, Eurotiales, Aspergillaceae. The transcript is spliced from 3 exons. Gene Ontology annotation, cellular component: cytosolic large ribosomal subunit. Bases 1 to 477 code for a protein of 158 amino acids.
AUGCGUACUUACGACGACGCCUUCAGCGGCCAGAAGAUCUACCCUGGCAAGGGCAAGCUGUUCGUCCGUGGCGACAGCAAGAUCUUCCGCUUCCAGCGUGGAAAGUCCGAGUCUCUCUUCCUUCAGCGCAAGAACCCCCGCCGCAUCGCAUGGACUGUUCUCUUCCGUCGCCAGCACCGCAAGGGUAUCUCUGAGGAGGUCGCCAAGAAGCGCACCCGCCGUGUUGUCAAGAACCAGCGUGCCAUCGUUGGUGCUUCCCUCGAUGUGAUCAAGGAGCGCCGCUCCCAGCGCCCCGAGGCCCGUGAGGCUGCUCGCAAGCAGGCCAUCAAGGACGCCAAGGAGAAGAAGGCUGCUUCCGCCAGCGCUAAGAAGGCUGAGAAGGCCAAGACCGCCGCUGCCAAGGGCGGUGCCCAGCGCAUCCAGAGCAAGCAGGGUGCUAAGGGCUCUGCUCCCAAGGUCGCCGCCAAGUCCCGCUAA